AUGACCUGGUCCACCUCGCUCGUUCCCCAAGUAGCCACCGCCGUGCCCUCGUUCGAGCCGCACACUCCACCACCCAUCUGUGCCGGAGCAACAGGCGUCAUGGACCCCUACGCCGCAACAUGGGUGCCCUCAGAGUACGACACGCCGUACGGUGGCAACGACAUGCCGACAGAGGACCUGUUGCUAGUCAAGCCCGCACCAAACGCCUUGGCACGCCCCCUCCACUCGUACAUGGCGCCGCUUUCCAUCACUUCGCAGCCCCCAACAAGACCCCUCUCGCCGCCCCCGUCGAAGCGGAUCGACAUGCGCCUAGCACAGCCAGGAUCUGAAGAGUCAAAACCGGGCUACCUGACACCGCUGGCGUCCUACACCGCGCAAACGUUUUGGUACUUUUGGUACGCAGACAUGUUUGGCGCACCUCCCCACCUCGACGCAAGUGCGCGCCGCCUGAGCGAAGACCUGAGCUCGUCGACAUCACGUCCCUUUGACAGCGAAGGCCGCCCACGGCAUCCGAUCCACCCAAGCAACUUUCAGCCCAACUUGGCGUUCAACCAGUUUGUCUACUCGGUCCUGCACAGCACGCAGGUGUCGUUUAGCGUCACCAUCCUGGCCCUCAUGUACACAUACAAGUACAAAAAGAUCCAGGCGCUCGGCAUCCGCAAGCCCUACCAUGCCGAGGUAUCCGAGGCCCAGGGCUUUGUUACCGGCCUGAUGCUUGCCAACAAGUACCUCGACGACAACACGUACACCAACACCACCUGGGCCCAGUUCCUCGGCAUGCCCGUCAAGGAUGUUAACGAGUAUGAGCUCGAGUGGCUCGAUGCCCUCGAGUUCAACCUCUGCAUCCGCACCGACGAGUUUGAAACAUGGCGCGCCAUGCUCGACGCUCAUGUGCGUUCUCGCGAGCGAGGAGACGCCUCGGCAUCGUUUGGUGCUGGCUUCGGAUCGGCGGGCCAAGGCGUGCGUGCCCGGUCUGCGUCGCCGCCCCUCGGUUACUACAGCCCGUCUUCUGGUCUUGCGCCUGCGCCCGAACAUGCCCUUCGCAAGCGAUCGGCCCGCGACGCUUUUGCCGCAGACACCGUCCACAACGCGGGCAUGUACGAGGCUGCGCGCCUCGACCCCCGCAAGUCGUCGUUUGUGUCGCUCGGCCAAGCACCGCUCUUCCAGCAGCAGCAGCAACAGCAGGCCGCCACCGCCGUCUCCACACCUGCUCCCGACUAUUCGCCUGCCGCCACCCUCGCGCGGUCGUCGUCCCUCAACCGACAGAUUGCGCGUCUGCCGGCCAACCCCCGCCGCGACUCUUCUGGCCAAGAGCAAAUGGUGCCCGCCGUCUUGGACUUGCGCCACGCAGCGGCGGCCAACGCGGCUCAGAACUGGCAGUACCCGUCCGCCGAGGCCAUCCAGUUCAACAAGGAGGAACGCUGGCGCAUCCCCCACCAGCCCCGCCUGUACUUUUUGCAGGCGGCCGCGACACCCCAGUUUGGCCCCGAUGGUCGCUACCACAAGGCCAUCCCCCACUACUUUGACCCCAACUAUGCCACGUACGACGUCGCCGCCGCCACUUACCAGGGCCAGCAGGAGAUCAUGGACAUUGACGCGGCCGCGGCUGCCCAGACCCAGAUGGACCUGGCCUCGGCUGACCCCGCCGCGGCGAUGAUGAUGAACGGCGCCAUGCCCAUGACCCAGCCCCAGGGCUACGUCAUGCCCAUGAUGCCCAGCCAGCCUGUGCACCACCACCCCUUCCUCGACUCGCAGCCCGCUCCAUUCGCAAACGCCGGGCCACCUGGCUACGUCUACGGCGCCCCCGGUUGGGCGCAGGCCAUGCCCCACCACCGGCAGCCGCCUCAGCCGCAGGUCUGGAGUGGAGCAGCGCGCUGGAAGGCCGGCCACAUGUCUCGCUGGAGCACCUCGUCGGACGACUUCAUGUUCAACCUCCCGCGCGUGCCAGUGUGCGCGGCCUCGAACGAGUACCCGACCAUGGCCAAUGGGUUCUAG
Molecule: messenger RNA, 1995 nt
Organism: Apiotrichum porosum
Lineage: Eukaryota; Fungi; Basidiomycota; Tremellomycetes; Trichosporonales; Trichosporonaceae
Exons: 2
Coding region: 1-1995 (664 amino acids)
Biological process (GO): regulation of cyclin-dependent protein serine/threonine kinase activity
Cellular component (GO): nucleus; cyclin-dependent protein kinase holoenzyme complex
Molecular function (GO): protein kinase binding; cyclin-dependent protein serine/threonine kinase regulator activity
Source: RefSeq, a predicted model, not a curated record